AUUGGACGUCUAAUUGAUUGUUUCCAACUGUUAUUAGGCCCGUAGUGACAAAGUUUUUCGUAAUUAAUACGACAACCGAAUUUUCUAAGAAUUCUAGCGUAGUGUAAACUUGGUUUCCAUACAAUAAAUAUAUAAAUACGAACAGUUUCACAUUCUUUCUUAAAAUUUAAUAAAGUUUUGUUAAACCCAAAAAAAAAAAACGUAAACGUUGACCACUUCUCGGGUUCCAGGUGUGAGCAAGAUCUUCAACAUUGCUCUCCUCUAUUCUGCAGCUAAUAUUUACAAACCUAUACUUUUUCACUAUUUUAAGAUUUUGUAUCGCCCGCAUAUUUGAUAUUUAUUGAAAGAAAAGGAUGGCCCGCGGUCAACAAAAACUUCAAUCCCAAGCCAAGGCUGCUGAAAAGUUGUCAAAAAUGAAAAAACAACAAGGACAUAGCGCUACUGACCAAAAGAAAGCUGCGCAAAAGGCAUUAGUGCAUGUGUGUGUGGUGUGUAAGGCACAAAUGCCAGAUCCCAAGACAUACAAACAACACUUUGAAAAUAAACAUCCCAAGAAUGAUCUACCAGAAGACUUAAAGGCUAUUUAAAUAAGUCUAUCUCAAUUAUUAUAUCACCAUUUAUUUUGUAUGUAUAUGCAUUUAAACAACUUUAAAUAAACACUGUACUUCCAUACCUCCAUUGCAGUAUUAAAUUGUAUCACUACAU
Messenger RNA from Zerene cesonia (dogface butterfly), 705 nucleotides. Its product is annotated as zinc finger protein 706-like. The transcript is spliced from 3 exons. The record is from RefSeq and is a predicted model, not a curated record. The coding region runs from base 354 to 587 and encodes 77 amino acids. NCBI's taxonomy places the organism in Eukaryota, Metazoa, Arthropoda, Insecta, Lepidoptera, Pieridae.